AUGAAACUUUCUUCCGCUUUAGCUUUAUCCGCUGUUGCCGCUGCCGCGCUUGGUGAGAGUGUUACCACUACCAUUACUGCUACCAAGAAUGGUCACGUCUAUACUAAGACUGUCACCCAAGAUGCCACCUUCGUUUGGACUGGUGAAGGUGAUUAUGGAGCCGCUGCGACAUCUGCUCCAGUGGAAGCCUCUGCUGCACCUGUUGCUGAAACUGCCUCUGCUGAUGAAGGCUCCGGCUCUAGUAUCACUAAGGUGAUCACCGCCACUAAGAACGGUAACGUCUACACCAAGACUGUUACCCAAGAUGCCACCUUCGUGUGGACCGGUGAAGGUGAAUAUGCCGUUGCGACAUCUGCCCCAGCGGAAGCCUCUGCUGCACUUGUUGCUGAAACUUCUUCUGCUGAUGAAGGCUCCGGCUCUAGUAUCACUAAAGUGAUCACUGCCACUAAGAACGGUCACGCCUACACCAAGACUGUUACCCAAGAUGCCACCUUCGUGUGGACCGGUGAAGGUGAAUAUGCCGUUGCGACAUCUGCCCCAGCGGAAGCCUCUGCUGCACUUGUUGCUGAAACUUCUUCUGCUGAUGAAGGCUCCGGCUCUAGUAUCACUAAAGUGAUCACUGCCACUAAGAACGGUCACGCCUACACCAAGACUGUUACCCAAGAUGCCACCUUCGUGUGGACCGGUGAAGGUGAUUAUGGAGCCGCUGCGACAUCUGCUCCAGUGGAAGCCUCUGCUGCGCCUGUUGCUGAAACUUCUUCUGCUGAUGAAGGCUCCGGCUCUAGUAUCACUAAGGUGAUCACCGCCACUAAGAACGGUAACGUCUACACCAAAACUGUCACUCAAGAUGCCACCUUCGUGUGGACGGGUGAAGGUGAACGUACCCCUGCUGAAACAUCUUCUAUUACUGAAGCCUCUACUAUUUCUGAAGCCUCUUCUACUACUGAAGGUUCUUCUAUUACCGAAACUCCUUCUUUUUCUAAAUCUUCCAAUGCUGCGGCUUCUAAAGUUAGAACUUCUUCUAUUGUUGAUGCCUCUUCUGCUGCUGCAACAACGGCUUCCGAAAUUCCCGCUGCUGAAUCAUCAAUUAUCAAAUCAUCUGCUACCUCUGCUAUUCAACCUUCCUCUGCAUUUGUUGCUGAAACUUCUUCUGCUCGUGAAGGCUCUGGUUCUAGUAUCACUACCGUUAUUACUGCCACUAAGAACGGUCACGCCUACACAAAGACUGUCACUCAAGACGCUACUUUUGUGUGGACUGGUGAGGGUAGCAACAGCUGGGCACCAACUUCUUCCGCCAGCCCAGAAGUUGAAUCUUCCGUUGCCAAAGUCCCAACCACCACUGUUGAGACAUUGGCUAAUGCUAAAUCGUCCACCACUGCUCAAGUCAUAAACUUUACUGGCGCAGCUGAUUCUAUCACUGCUGGUACUGGUUUGAUAGGCGCUGCCCUCGCUGCUCUUAUCUUCUUGUAA
This is a messenger RNA of Saccharomyces kudriavzevii IFO 1802, 1470 nucleotides long. RefSeq names its product Fit1p (gene FIT1). Gene Ontology annotation, cellular component: fungal-type cell wall. Gene Ontology annotation, biological process: siderophore transport. The transcript has a single exon. Bases 1 to 1470 code for a protein of 489 amino acids. The record is from RefSeq and is a predicted model, not a curated record. NCBI's taxonomy places the organism in Eukaryota, Fungi, Ascomycota, Saccharomycetes, Saccharomycetales, Saccharomycetaceae.